Molecule: messenger RNA, 677 nt
Organism: Drosophila kikkawai
Lineage: Eukaryota; Metazoa; Arthropoda; Insecta; Diptera; Drosophilidae
Source: RefSeq, a predicted model, not a curated record
UAUAUACAAACAUAUGUACAUAUGAACAUAUGAUUUUUCCAUAAAAGUAUAGGUAUGCCUUUUUGCUGGUUUCAAUUUAUUGUGAACUUUCGCUGCACACAGACUUAACUUGUCGCAAUUGCUGCCAUUCAGUGGCAUCUCUUAAAAAAUGAGCAUCCGUUUUCACUUUGUUAUUCUGGCCUUGGCUAUACCAACUUUUAUGGCUCCUUUUCUUAGUGGAGCUGAAAAAAAUGUUGAAGUUAUGGAUAAAACUGGUGAAAUUCGAAUUUACAAACGACUUAUUCCUGCUGACGUUUUAAGAGAUUUUCCAGCGAUGUGCUUUGCAUCAACUCGAUGUGCAACUGUUGAGCCAGGAAAAUCCUGGGACUUGACUCCAUUUUGUGGUCGCUCUACAUGCGUACAAAAUGAGGAAAACGAUACAAAACUGCUGGAGCUUGUAGAAGACUGCGGCCCAUUGCCCUUGGCCAAUGAAAAAUGCAAAUUAGAUACGGAAAAGACGAACAAAACUGCACCGUUUCCUUACUGCUGCCCCAUCUUUACUUGCGAUCCGGGAGUUCAGCUGGAAUAUCCGGAAUUUCCAAAGGACAAUGAAAAAAAAGAAAAGGUUUAAUAAUGAAAACCAUAACCACAAUACAACAUAAUAAUAUUUUUGUGAAAUAUAUUUUUAGUUGAAACAA